UUUAUUUCCAAAUGAAAUUUUUUUUAGUGUAUCUGGUGAUAGUGAUAGUGCAUUCACUGUUUACUGAGCAUUGAAUGAAAUUUGAUCUUAUGAAAUGGAGCAAUGAUGUUAUAUGUCAGGUACGUACAAAGGCUUCAAAGAUAGUUGAUAAAAAACUUUGGAACAAGCAUAAAUAAAAGCAACUGCAUUUAUAAAAAUUUCAUCAAAUAUUUCAUUUUUACCAACGUGAGCAGUCGUUAUGCUGCACAUAAUUUCAUAAUAAUUAAAAAAGGAUUUGUAAAAACGGUAGUGAGGAUAAGAUAUUAGUACAAUUUAAAGCCACUACAUAUUAAGCCCUGGCAUAUGUGACUAAAAACACUGUUUACUUUUUCCUUCACAAUUUAAAAUGUUAAAGACUUAUUUGUAUUUAAUUGUAGUUAUUCAUCUGUGUAUAGUAAAUAUAAGAGUAGUGCUUGCAGAUAAUGAUGAACAUGUACAUAUCAAAGUGCAUGUACCAAAUGUAGUACGUAAAUAUGCACAUAAAAAACUAAAGUUGCAUUACUUGCCCCGCUACAAUACAAUAACUCCACAUUACUCACAAACAGUUUUGCCUCCAGCCAAUACUUUUGAUCUCUUUCCCGGCGCCCACGAAAUUACGCCUUACUUAUCCAACAGUUUUUCCCCACUAACAAUGGAAACAGAUUUUUCAUCUAGCAGCAAAUAUGGACCUGCAGUUUUUCAAACCGAUCCCGACACUACCAAACAACAAAUACGCAUGCCAACUUUACCAUUGCCACCUUCAGUAUCCGCGCUAACUGCUGCGCCUACCUUUACAACAACGUCAACAGAUUCAACAUCAAAUCAGCAUAUGAUGCAGCAUAUGUUUACACCAGAUAUGUUGACAACCCUUACGGACAAUGGUAUUGAUACAAAUAUGUUAACAACCGAUGACUUCUUCGCUGAACUACAAAGGCAAUAUGCACAAAUCUAUCCUCCGCCAGAUAUGCUGGCCGAAGUUUUGGCACAAACUAAAACGCCUGUGGUGCGUAAACGUAAGAAAUAUGCCAAUCUCCUUAAUACGGAUGAUGCAUAUACCGCUGCAACAUUACAACCGCAAAAGCUAAAGCAACAAACUUUCAAAACCCACAACAACAACAACAAGUACUAUCAACCACAACAGCAGCAGCAAUUUUCAUAUACCAACAGCAAUAGUUACAAUGACAAUUUGAACUUUGAGCAUUUUGGCAUUUUAGACGAUUCGGAUGAGUUUGCUGCCGAUACCUCAGCUUCGGUGGCGGUAGACGAAUUUGAGGAAAAUAAUUCUGACUCCAAUGAGGAAACAAAUAACUUCAGUAGCGGUCCAAGUUAUAGGCAUCAUUAUUCAGGUUAUAACUUUCCCAAACCAACAAUAUCAACACGGUUAAGUUCACGACAACAGCAACAGCAACAACAACAGCAGCAGCAGCAACAACAACAAUAUGACCAACAACAAAAACAACUGCAUCAGCAAGAACAAUAUUUGCAAGAGCAAUUGCAACAGCAAUUGUUACAACAACAAAAGCAUGGACAGCUUUUAAUGCCUGCAGGAAUACGCUUAGCAUCUUCAACACCAAUUAGUAGCAGCAUGACAAAUGUUGCAUCUACAGCCACAUUGGGCAAUGAACAUGAACUGCAGCAACCAACACAAAAGCAAAUGCAUGAGGAAUACCAACUUCAACAGCAACAGCAACAACAGCAACAACAACAACAAAAAUUGCGUACAAAAAACUAUAAAAAUCGCAUUAAAUCAAAACAUAAUCGCGUCAUUUUGCCGUAAACUCACAAGGAUCAAAAGUAAAAGUAGUAAAUCAAUCCUUUUGUCUAAAAUGAUUGCAACGUUUUCUUAAAUUUAAUGCA
This is a messenger RNA of Teleopsis dalmanni, 1875 nucleotides long. Its product is annotated as myb-like protein AA. The transcript is spliced from 2 exons. The record is from RefSeq and is a predicted model, not a curated record. The coding region runs from base 386 to 1795 and encodes 469 amino acids. NCBI's taxonomy places the organism in Eukaryota, Metazoa, Arthropoda, Insecta, Diptera, Diopsidae.